CUGAAUAUUUGUUCCAUCCAGCCUUAAGAUUAACUGAAAACUCUUCCUUCAUUCUCAACGGCGAUUGGCAAUUUGGAGUCAGCAAAUCGAUCGAUGCUGCUGGCACUAAAAUAACGUACAACAAGCAGGACAGUACUUCUCUGGAGUCGAUUUCCGCCAGUGGUCCUUUAUCAGUUCCUCUGGACAUUAUGAUUAUCAACUAUCAAGCUAAUCCCGGAAUAAAGUACCGAUACGCUUUACCAAUUGAUGAUGUUCCCGUGCCCGUUAUUGCACCACCUUCAAUCAUGCGGCCUGUACCUGCUCCAAAUCUAGAUAUGAGAAAGUUGGAUAUUUCCAGCUCGAAUUCUUCGUUUAAUAGUCAGAGGGAUGAUCCAAAACCUGCCUAUCUGCCUGGGCAAAGACGCACUCGAUUGAAGCGCAGGAAUUUUCACUGGAAAGUCACCGGAUACACCCCAUGUAGUAAAACUUGCGGAGGAGGCACAAAAACCUACAUUCGCGCCUGCUACAGAAUCAUUAGCCCCUCGCAUCAAAUUCCCAUGAACGAAAAACGAUGCGCCCAUUUGGACCCUCCAGCCCUUACGCCGAUUUCUUGCAACGAAGAGCCAUGCAGCGCAGCUUAUUGGGAUGGCUUCUGGGGCCAGUGCUCAGUAUCAUGUGGAGAAGGCGUUCAGCAGUUUAUUCCGCAGUGCAAACGCAAUCUCAAUGGAAAACUGAUCGUUGUUAGUGAUGUGCAAUGCGCUCCCAACAAGCCAAGCCCAGAAACCAGAGCCUGCCAGGAACGGGAGUGCGAGUUGUUUAGAGGACUGUCCGAUAACGAACUGCCCCAGACGGCGGAGACUGGCAGACCUGCAAUUAUCAGCAGAAAGGAAUGGAGUGUUGGAAGCUGGUCCUCGUGCUCAGUGACAUGUGGAAAUGGACACAGGACACGGUCAGUCAUCUGUCCUUCGGGACAGUGCCAUCCUGAGAAUCGACCAGCACAUGCGGAGUACUGCAAUCAGGGCUCUUGUGAUUCUUCGAAUUACGACCCUUCACCCUCACAGCCCAAAAUUGCAGUGUCGCCCCAGUUUACUCAUCGAAGUGGAAUUUCAUCGUGGCUGGUUACCGAGUGGUCUCACUGUUCAGUACAAUGUGGUUAUAAGAUCCAUCUUGUAGACGACCGUCCUCUUGAUCUUUUGCCAGCGACUGUUCGUUCCAAAGUGAGUCUCUCAAGACCAUUUCUUAUAACCACAUGA
Molecule: messenger RNA, 1232 nt
Organism: Dendroctonus ponderosae (mountain pine beetle)
Lineage: Eukaryota; Metazoa; Arthropoda; Insecta; Coleoptera; Curculionidae
Product: papilin-like
Exons: 6
Coding region: 189-1232 (347 amino acids)
Biological process (GO): extracellular matrix organization
Cellular component (GO): extracellular matrix
Molecular function (GO): metalloendopeptidase activity
Source: RefSeq, a predicted model, not a curated record